AUGGACAACACCAACGAGUCUCAGUCUUCGGAGGGCAACCAGUCAAGACAGAGACAGCAAGGAUCUCCUGAACAACUUGAACAACCUGAACAAGCAUUGGCUUCAGCAACAGCUGCAGCUGCAGCUGCAUCUCCCCCUGCAUCGGCGCCCUCGCACUUUCCUGACAAGCUCAUGGCGCUCCUGGAAAAGAAGGUGGCGCCGGACGCUGUCUGGUGGCUACGAGACAUGGGAAAAAUCAAGGGCGCCUUUGCUAUCAACCGAAGAGUCUUCACCAAGAAGGUACUGGACACUGCUUUCAAUGGCAAUAAGUGGCCCAGUAUCACACGAAACUUCAACCGGUGGGGCUACCGUCAAGUAUCUUAUCCAAACUUGCCCUCGCACACAACUGCCUACCAGCAUCCUCUAUUCCAACCAAACAGACCCGACCUACUCAGGACCAUGACCCAGAACAAGUCACAAGCCAAGGCGGCUGCUCAGGCACUCGAGAGAAAGAUUGCCUCGGAGAGCAGCACUGGCAUUGUCACUGGCCCCGCCACUUCGGCUACCUCACCUACUGCACCCAGCCCCACUGGAAGUGAGUCUCGGCAGCUAAUGCCACCCCCCAUGGAAUCUCCCAGUAACAGUCAUACUUGGAGACCCCCGCCUUUGGACAGCACUUUGGAGACACCUACAUCGUUGGGAUCCAUACAUCAGCAACCUCCGAGGGCAUCAGGUCCUGCUGCUGCAGCCUCGGCAUCGUCCAGUAUGCAGAGACUGUCUCGGUCGCUGCCACACAGAGGAAGCCACAACACUCCUUCCACGCAUCAAACUGCAGCACAACCACAACCACAACCACGUCCGAGGGAGGGAAGCAGCAGCUCCAGCAGUGGUGCCUCGUCCUUUGACCUAUUCCCUAACCAGCAAUUGCAAGAUGUCCUCCUCCCAAACAUGAAUAUGGAUUCACAAGCCAUGCUGCAGUCCGUUCUCGCUCGACAGGAAGAAAUGGGGACUGUUCCUCACGUCAACCCCGUCAUCCCACAACUUUCACCUCUCCUCCAAAGGGCUCCCCUGUCCCCCACAGUCCAGGCCAAUGUUCCACCUCCACCGGAUCUAUUGGCAGAUCAUCAAAUUUUAAUGCAGAAUGAACAGGAACAUCAACAUCAACAUCAACAGGCAAACAAUAAUAAUAGCUUGCUGCACCAACAAGAUGAACUUCUUCUACAGCAACAGCAGCUACGGCGGUUGGAGCAACAACACCAAGAGCGGCUUCAGCAGCAAUUGAUGUUGAUCCAUCAGGGUCAUUCGGCUUUACAACAGCAACAACAACUGCCAGCAGUGCAUGCCGUCCCACAACAGGGUGGACAGGUAUCCCUUACCCUGUGGCAGCGGCACCAGCUGCAGCAACUGCAACAACAGCAACAGGGUAUCUGUAUCAAUAGUCUUAACAACAUUCCCGCCCGCAUGGACAUUUCACUCCAAGGACUCGAACAGCAGCUCAUGGAAAACACACUUGCUGCGAGCGGACAGCUACAGCUGGACACAGCAAACGCGGCAGCAAUCGCACAAGCCCCGCAGCAACAGCAACAAGUUCAAGACGGGACACCCCCGGAGCAACAAGAACAACUCAUAACACAGAUACUACUAGAGAGGCAACGACAGCAGCAAGAGCAAGAUCGAGAAGCUCAAGAUGGUUGCGGUCAGCAAUAG
Seminavis robusta is the source of this 1686-nucleotide messenger RNA. The record is from the annotation of a GenBank genome assembly. Lineage: Eukaryota; Bacillariophyta; Bacillariophyceae; Naviculales; Naviculaceae.